Messenger RNA from Aspergillus thermomutatus, 858 nucleotides. RefSeq lists its product as uncharacterized. The record is from RefSeq and is a predicted model, not a curated record. The coding region runs from base 1 to 858 and encodes 285 amino acids. Gene Ontology annotation, biological process: fatty acid metabolic process. Gene Ontology annotation, molecular function: oxidoreductase activity, acting on the CH-OH group of donors, NAD or NADP as acceptor; NAD+ binding. The transcript has 3 exons. NCBI's taxonomy places the organism in Eukaryota, Fungi, Ascomycota, Eurotiomycetes, Eurotiales, Aspergillaceae.
AUGUCACUUUCGGCUAUCAAAACGGUGGGAGUGAUCGGGACUGGAGUCAUAGGCUCGAGCUGGAUCGCUCUGUUCCUCAGCAAGGGUCUCAGAGUAAUCGUUACGGAUCCCAACCCUGAAGCUCCAGAGAAGCUUUCGAAGUUUCUGGCAGAUGUCUGGCCAAGUCUCGAGAGAAAUGGGCCCGAGAGAUUAGAAUUCAAAAGAAAGCUCUUUGCGCGUCUAGAUCAGAGGACGCCGGCCGACACGGUGAUUUGUUCCUCUUCGUCUGGAAUCCCUUCGUCUCAGUUCAUAUCCGAGUGCCAGCGCCAUCCGGAGCGAAUCCUGAUCGGCCAUCCAUUUAACCCGCCGCAUGUAGUACCGCUGGUGGAGGUUGUUCCCCAUCCUGGGACCGAACCAAAACAUGUCAUGAAAGCAAUGGAGUUUUAUCGCUCACUGGGCAGAGAGCCGGUGCUUGUAGCGGAGGAAUGUCCCGGAUUCGUUGGAAAUAGACUACAGGGCGCUCUGCUGUGCGAAGCGUACAGCUUGGUCAGCAGAGGUGUGAUUUCUGCGAGUGAUCUAGAUCUUGUCAUGACCUCCGCACUCGGCCUUCGAUGGGCACUUACCGGUCCUCUUACGACAAACAGCCUUGGUGCUGGAGGAAGUUUCCAUGCUCUUCUGAAACAUUUGGGCCCAGCAAUGGUCGAGUGGCGAGAGGAUAUGGACAAGCACAGAUUCAAUUUCAAGGCAAACGAAGUAGCCUCGUUGGUGGAACGGGUGGAGAAACUGGAAGAGACGCUGGAUGUUAGGGAUCUACAAAGGAAACGGGAUGCAGCCCUAAUAGAGCUACUGAAGAUGAAAGCGCAGGCAGGGUUUCAUUGA